This is a messenger RNA of Hyaloscypha bicolor E, 1489 nucleotides long. RefSeq names its product DNA repair protein. The coding region runs from base 38 to 1144 and encodes 368 amino acids. The transcript has 3 exons. The record is from RefSeq and is a predicted model, not a curated record. Gene Ontology annotation, molecular function: damaged DNA binding. Gene Ontology annotation, cellular component: nucleotide-excision repair factor 1 complex. Gene Ontology annotation, biological process: nucleotide-excision repair involved in interstrand cross-link repair; nucleotide-excision repair, DNA damage recognition; UV-damage excision repair. Lineage: Eukaryota; Fungi; Ascomycota; Leotiomycetes; Helotiales; Hyaloscyphaceae.
CGUGACACGACUGCAAGUCUGCACAACAAUACCAACCAUGGAAAAGCCGUCCACGCCUCCCCGGCCAGCUACCGCCAGGCAAGCAGUCUCUCCACCGACUCCGGAAGUGACGCGCAGAAUUGAAGAAAACAGGCUCAAAGCCAAAGCCCUCCGCGAACGUUCCCUCGCGGCCGAAGCAGCUUCCUCCUCCCAAAUAACAGCACGGACACCCUCCGGCUUCCUUGCAGGAGAAAAUGUCUCCCUCUCCGCCCGAAAGCGUGCUCACGCCUCCGUCUCCACCUCCUCGAUACCCUCCACAAGCCGCAAUGCCGCCGAAGCACAAAAGGACGACGGUAUCCAGCCCGCGCGGAAAUUCAAGAAAUACGUCGAUCACGACUUCAGCAGGAUGACGGAUACCAAAGGCGGCUUCCUGUCUGCAGAGGACGAUCCGUGGAAUAAGGCACUACAUGCAUCGAAGGAAGGGGAGAAGCCCGCGCAUAUGACGCUCAAGGAGUGGGAACGGCAUCAACUACUCAAGGGGUUGCGGGAUCGAAAAGAAGGUCCAUUCGAGCCUGGUUUGGGUUUCGGCCAGAGGGACAAGGGCAAGAAGUGCAGAGAGUGUGGUAGCCUAGAGAUUGACUGGCAAUGGGAAGAGGUAUUCAAGUGUCCUGUUUGCAGCAGGUGCAAGGAGAAGUUUCCAGAGAGAUACAGCCUGUUGACAAAGACGGAGGCGAAGGAUGAUUAUCUCUUGACAGAUCCGGAGUUGAAAGACGCGGAACUCCUUCCCCACCUCAAUAAACCGAACCCGCACAAGAGCCACUGGCACGACAUGAUGCUAUUUCUCCGUUACCAAGUCGAGGAAUAUGCGUUCAAGACUAAAUGGGGAUCGGCGGAGCAGCUGGAUGCCGAGUUCGAGAGGAGGGAAGAGGAUAAGAAGAAGCGGAAGGAAGACAAGUUUAAGAGUAAACUUGAUGAGUUGAAGAAGAAGACCAGGACGGACGCAUAUAGGAGGAAUCUGAAGGGAGGCAAGGCGGGGCAGUUUGGCGAUCGUAUUGGAGGGGGCCGGCAUGAGCAUGACUGGGGCCAGACGGUCGAGAACGAGGCUGGGAUGACGGUGAAGACUUGCACGGAGUGUGGGAUGGAGGUUGAGGAGUUGCAGUUUUGAUGGGUGAUACGGUAAUGAGAUAUAGAUAGUGAUGUGGAGCGGGGGCGAUUUUGCUCAAGCAAAGGAGUUUGGGUCGGACUUCGAGGGCAUUCGGGUGAUGGCUGCAUAUGCUUCGUAGUGGAGGAAUAUUACUCGUGCUCAUCGCGAACUGGUCCCCAAAGUGAUGGAGGGAUUCGAGGGAAGUGAUGUAUAUAUAGUACGAUCAUCGUUGCUAUUGAGCUCAAGCACAGAAUUCCAGGAUAAUAUUGAUACUUGGUUGAAAGCUUCGGAGCAUUCAGGGGCUGCUGUCGCUUCGAGCCUUCGUUGCCCUGGAACCUUUCUUAAUUGAAACGAGGUAGUUGUCCA